AUGUCUGCUCCGCCACCAAUCUGGGGCAAGUUUGAGCAAGAUCCGCGUGCCCAUGUCGACAAAAUCACCGGCAAGUGGCAGUACGAAGACGAACAGACCGGUCAAGAAUAUGAAUGGACUGGGAAGACUUGGAUAGCUCUCGUGCCCGCAGCCCCCGUAUUAGCACGAGAGGAAAAGAUCAAGAAGCGCAAGGCGGGAGACAAGGAAAACAACCGGGAGGCUAGGCCAGCCAAAGUACAGAUGACCGGUCCCAAAUCCAAGAAGACUGCGGUCUGGGUCAGUAACCUCCCUCCCAAUACUACCGUCGACCUCCUUCAAUCGGUAUUCAGCAAGGCUGGAGUGCUUCACGUCGAUGAUCAAGGCAAGCCCCGCAUAAAGCUCUACUAUGACGACGAUGGCAAGUUCAAGGGCGAUGCUUUGGUCAUGUAUUUUAAAGAGGGAAGCGUCGACUUGGCUAUCACAUUACUUGACGACACUGAGUUGGAGCUGGGAGCGGGGUACGGUAACAUGCGUGUCCGCGUCGCAGAAUAUGAUCGAAGCGAAACAUCUGAAGCAAAUCCAGAGCCGGCCCAGAAGGCUACACACCAGCCUCCACAGAAAAAGCCAUUGACGGCGGAAGAGAAGAGCCGCAUGAAGCGACGAAUGCGCCAACUUGAGAGCAAGCUCACCUGGCACUCUGACGACGACGACGACGGAGCCAGGGCUUCCAGCAACAUUUCAUCCCAGCUCGGUCGCGUUGUGGUGCUCAAGGGCAUGUUCAAGCUGAGGGAAUUGGAGGAGGAACCAGAACUCAUCCUGGAGUUGAAAGAGGACGUUCGUGAAGAGGCCGAGACACUCGGGGCUGUCACGAGUGUUGUUCUUUACGACAAGGAGGAGGAAGGGGUGAUGACAGUCAAGUUCAAGGACCCUGUCGCAGCUCAGGCAUGCGUUAAGAAGAUGGACGGUCGGUACUUCGGCGGGCAGAGGGUGUCUGCCGCUAUCUUUUCUGGCAAGGAGAGAUUCCGCAAGUCUGGCGGCCUCUCAUUUGGAGAAGAUCUAGAGGAGCAAGAACGGCUGGACAAGUUCGCCGAAUGGAUUGCAGAGUCAGAAGAUUGAGAGGGAGCCUGAGAGUGAACAGUGCAUACAUGUACAUAAACCGCUAUGACACCAUCACUCCUUCUUGGCGAGAAUCUCCUCCACGCGCGCCUUCUUGUGGUCGUUGCCACCGCUGGAGAUCUCACGGUCUGUACGCGUACCAAUGCGAAUGUCGGUCUGAGGUCAACGGUGAGCAGUCCGUUUGGCGUACCGCAAUACGAGGGGUGCCCAUCUUGUGCACAGCCUCAUGACACGCUCCGAUAGCCUGCCCAUCAGCACUGCAACCCGUGCGGCCAACUUACCUCCAUUACCUUAUCCCACGGGCCCUCGACGUUCGUUCCGUAGCCGCUGAGGUCAGUGAUCCAUCCAUCCAGUACACCUCACUGAAGCUACACGAGGUCAGCGAUCGGUGCAGAAGAUGCCACCCACCCUGUAUUCCAGGCCGCUCUUCUCAAGCACGCGCUGACACUCAG
Cutaneotrichosporon oleaginosum is the source of this 1547-nucleotide messenger RNA. RefSeq lists its product as uncharacterized. Gene Ontology annotation, cellular component: U2 snRNP; U2-type spliceosomal complex. Gene Ontology annotation, molecular function: RNA binding. The record is from RefSeq and is a predicted model, not a curated record. Lineage: Eukaryota; Fungi; Basidiomycota; Tremellomycetes; Trichosporonales; Trichosporonaceae.